Molecule: messenger RNA, 4308 nt
Organism: Hypanus sabinus (Atlantic stingray)
Lineage: Eukaryota; Metazoa; Chordata; Chondrichthyes; Myliobatiformes; Dasyatidae
Gene: slc36a1
Product: solute carrier family 36 member 1
Exons: 11
Coding region: 165-1598 (477 amino acids)
Biological process (GO): glycine transport; proton transmembrane transport; proline transmembrane transport
Cellular component (GO): vacuolar membrane
Molecular function (GO): L-proline transmembrane transporter activity; amino acid:proton symporter activity; glycine transmembrane transporter activity
Source: RefSeq, a predicted model, not a curated record
CGGUCAGCUGACAGGCACGUGACAAUGCACGUCACAUGACUGGUGGCUUGUCGGCGUCAGCCGAGGUGAAGCCGGUCUCUGAUGACGGUGAUGCCGGUACCCCGGGGAAAAUGAAGUGGCACUGAAAUGAGAGAGUUUUCAGCAGUUGUUGAGAAGCUAUCACCAUGUCGACCAGAAGGCUGAAAAAUGAAGACUACAAUGAUUAUAGCUCAAUGGAAAACAGCCCAGACAAUGACAGCUCAUACUCUUCACCGGACACCUCAGAGACGCAACAAAAUCUGGGCAAUUACCAGCGUCUAAAUGAAAACACAGGCACCACGUGUAUACAGACGUUAAUUCACUUGUUGAAAGGCAACAUCGGAACUGGGUUACUUGGCCUUCCUCUGGCAGUGAAGAAUGCGGGUAUUGUGCUCGGUCCAAUCAGCCUGGUUAUCAUGGGAGUGGUGGCUGUACAUUGUAUGCAAAUGCUGGUUAAAUGCAGUCGCCAUCUAAGUGUUAGAUUAAAUAAGCCAUUUCUGGAUUAUGGCAAUGUUGUGAUGUGCAGUUUGGAAGAAUCCCCCAACUUGAGGCUCAAGAAGAAAUCCAAUGUUGGAAGGUGGUUUGUGGAAUUCUUCUUGCUCCUAACCCAGCUGGGGUUCUGCUGUGUUUACUUUGUAUUUCUGGCUGACAACAUUAAGCAGGUUGUGGAUGCAGCAAACAUUACAACUAAUGACUGCAGUCGAAAUAUCUCCACGGUUGGAUAUGGAAGCAUGGACAGCCGCCUGUAUAUGCUGAGCUUUCUGCCGUUCAUCAUUCUGUUGGUCUUCAUUCCAAACCUGAAGUACCUGGCUCCUUUGUCAAUGCUAGCCAACCUAGCUAUGCUUGUGAGCCUUGUCUUGAUUUAUAUCCACCUCUUCUCCCAUAUUUCACAUACGUCAGAUCUGCCAAAAGUUGGUGAUUGGAAAUCUUUUGCAAUGUUUUUUGGAACAGCUAUAUUCGCAUUUGAAGGCAUUGGUGUGGUGCUUCCACUUGAAAACCAGAUGCAGAAACCACAUAAAUUUCCGAUAAUUCUGUAUUCAGCUAUGUCAAUUGUGACAACUUUGUAUGUAAUCACUGGAGUUCUGGGAUACAUUUGCUUUGGAGCUGAUAUUAAAGGAAGUGUAACCCUCAAUUUGCCACCUUGCUGGUUGUAUCAGUCGGUGAAGAUUUUGUAUUCUUUCGGAAUCUUCAUUACCUAUGCCAUCCAGUUUUUUGUUGCAGCAGAGAUUCUCGUCCCCUUAGCAGUAGCCAGGGUUUCUGAACGCUGGAAGCUGUGUGUCAGCCUGGUAGUUCGAAGUGUCCUCGUCAUCCUCACGUGUCUCCUGGCAAUCCUGAUACCCCGUUUGGAAAUUGUAAUCUCAUUAGUUGGGUCAGUUAGCAGUAGCACACUGGCUUUAAUCAUCCCUCCUCUUCUCGAAAUUACCACGUUCCAAAGCGAAGGUAUGAGCUGGUGGAUCGUUGCCAAAAACAUCUUGAUCAGCCUGGUGGGCUUCUUAGGAUUUUUGAUGGGAACCUAUGUGUCCAUUGGACAGCUGAUCUUUCAAACAGUACCUAUGACCAAUGUGACAAUUAAUCACUAAAAAGUUAGUUAGGUUUUACUCUCUUGCUUUGUGUCCUAAAUCAUAUGGAUUUGUUUUCCGAAGCACUUUACUGUGAGUUCUGUGCAGAUUAAUACGUAACAGUUUACACAUGACGUUUAUUUUUAAGGUAGGAGCAAAUGUUAUUUUUGGAGAAAAUGCACAUGGUUUUAUUCUCCUGAUUUUAGCUUUUGACAUUUGUAGAUGAAAAUGCCCAUGCUCAUAACUCUAACAGUAGCCUGCGGAAACUGAAAAUUAUGCAGAGUGGGUAAUGCAUAGAACAGGGAAUGAAAUCGUGGUUGCUCACUCUAGGAGCAGCCAAGUUCUGAUUUGGAAUGGGCAUUUGCAUGUUUUUAAUCUGAGGAGAAAUGGAUUGUUUCGAUUUGUUUCUCCAUGCUUGAAUUAUAACAAGGAAAUUGUUGAUCAGUGUAUCUAGAUAACGGGUCUUUCUGCGGUAGCUAUUACUAUUUAGUUUUAGUGUGAUGUGUUUAACACAAUAGUAGCAUAUCUGUUGCAGUCUUUAGUUUAGAAACACAUUUUAAAUGCCAAAAGGGAUUUCAAUUUCCAUGAAUCAGGUACAGAAAGUGGCCAUUCCUAGGCUAACCUCUUGGUUAUGUCCAUUAAGGCUUAGCUAAAUAUCUAAGGAAAAUCAGAUUCAGACCCUCAUUUCUUGAUUUACUGAAUCAAGCAAAGUCAUGCUCUAUUAGUUUCAAUUCCAAAUUGGAUUUAGGAUAGAAUGUAUACAUUUCCUAGCCUCUACUGGCAGGGAACAUGACAAUUUAAAAAAACAUGAAAUACGAGUGAUUUUGGGAGAAAAACGGGAGCUAGAUGCAGACAAGCAACUUGUCCCUCUACCACAAAGGAAUCAGGUUGACCAAUUAUUCAUUUUUAAUUUUACAUAUUUGUGUAAAGUGACUUAGGUGUGGCUAUUUUUCAGGAUUUCAAAAUCUAACCUAAUCCAGAAAUGUCAUAUGUCAAUCUAGAGUGAAUUCUGUCAAAACUCCUUCUGAAGCUGAUUUCUGGUUGAACUUCCAUGCUAUGUAUUCAGCUUUUAUUAUGAGCCUUUUUUGAUCAGUGGUAAUUCAAUAUUAAGACGUAGAGCACAUGGACAUAAUUUCAUAUUGAGGUAAACUAGUUAAACGUGCUCCAAAAUGUUAUUGAACAUUGCCAAGCUCUCAGGCACACACCUGGGGAAUUUUAUUCCAUUAUGGAAAUUAAAAAAUCAAGGUUUCAAGGCAAAGAGUGAAAUAAAGCCCUCUGUACAGUGGGGAAAAUUUGGUUACGAUGAUAGACCUUAAAACACUGGGUGCACACCUGGGCCAUUCGGCCCAUUGAGUUGAUUCUGCAGGUUACUGCCAGUUUUAAGAUCUGACUCCACGAUUACACAAAUGGUAGACGAGCCUUUUUGUUGCAGUACGUGAAACAUUGGGAGAGUAAGUGAAUGUUGCAUAGAUUCAGAAGUAGGUUUAGGCAGCAUGCCUACUGUAACACUUCAGGCUGAUGGAAAAGUAAAUCCUCCAUCAUUUUGAUUGUAUUAUUUAACCAUAUAACAUAUAACAAUUACAGCACGGAAACAGGCCAUCUCCGCCCAUCUAGUCCGUGCCAAACGCUUACUCUCACCUAGUCCCACCGACCUGCACUCAGCCCAUAACCCUCAUUGUAUGUAGAGAUUUCAAAGUUUUUGCACCUCAUUCAAGUGACACUCUCAAAACUAUCUGUGUAAUCUCAAAAAUGAAUUGCAUUUCAAGAACAGCUUUUUGAUAUACCAAAUCAUCCAAAGGCACUUUGCAAAAUGUUUACCUGAAAAAAAAAGAGGCAAAGUUUGUAGCAUGUUGUGUACUGCGCUAUUAAUAUUAUGUGAUGUAAGGAUUAUACAAGUGUUCUAAGUACAUUAAUGUAGACUGUGGCUUUAGCCACAGCUUAUUAUGAAUUAAUUUGACUGUAUACAAUUUAUUGUGCUUGGGUGCUAUACAGACUACUAUAAUAGAAAUGCAGGUCCCUUUAUUACAAACGAGAAAAUCUCCAGAUGCUGGAAAUCCAAGCAACACACACAAAAUGCUGGAGGAUACAACAGGGUAUUGUAGGAGUCUCUUAGAUAGGUCUAUGGAGCUUAGGAAAAUAGAGGGCUAUGCGGUAGGGAAAUUCUAGGCAGUUUCUAGAGUAGGUUACGUGGUCGGCACAACAUUGUGGGCUGAAGGACCUGUAAUGUGCUGUAGAUCUCUGUGUUUCUAUGAAACUGCCUUGCCUGUUGAGUUCCUCCAGUAUUUUGUACAUUAAAUGUUACUUUAUAAUUGUUCUAACAUUUAUAAUUGUUAUUACAAGUUUCAAAUGUGCUUUUUUGUGUAAUGUGAUGGAGAGAAUGAAGGGAAUAUAUGGUCAGGCAAAGUGAGGUGAUACUCAAUUUUUUUGUUAUCUCUCUCUCUCAUCUCCAUCCUCUUGUGUGAGAUAAAUGAUUACAUCUCUUAAAUAACCAGUUUGAGUGUUAAACUAUAUUUGUAUAUUUUGGGCAUUAUUUCAGAUCUGCAAUUCAUGGUAUAUCUUACUGGAACCUCCUCAGGGUAAUAUACUACAACUGAGAAACCCAUUGCUAUGGUGAAUCCCAGGCAACCUCUAGUCAUACAGUUAUUUACAGCAAACUUUGUUGUACUUAUUUUUAUGAAUGUAAAAACUAAAGCUUGUGAUCUUUUUAUGCUAAUUAAAAUUGUCUUCAGUA